Molecule: messenger RNA, 1909 nt
Organism: Bradysia coprophila
Lineage: Eukaryota; Metazoa; Arthropoda; Insecta; Diptera; Sciaridae
Gene: fzy
Product: cell division cycle 20 protein fzy
Biological process (GO): anaphase-promoting complex-dependent catabolic process; positive regulation of ubiquitin protein ligase activity; positive regulation of anaphase-promoting complex-dependent catabolic process
Cellular component (GO): anaphase-promoting complex
Molecular function (GO): anaphase-promoting complex binding; ubiquitin ligase activator activity; protein binding
Source: RefSeq, a predicted model, not a curated record
UUUUUACAAAAAUCCAAUCGGUACGUCAUUUACAACCGUCGUUUUGUUCCUCAGUCCGAUUCCUUUUAUUUCUUAGAAAUCUUUGUCUGGUUGUGAUUGUAACUAUUGUUAUCGUUUGUCUGUUGUUUCAUUUUUUUUUUAUGUGUUUCCUUUGACAAUCAACUGACUAUGUCACAAUUUAAUUACUUAAACGAAGUGAAUAGUAUUUUCAAAAUGGAUGGGGAUCUGACCGUAGGAUGCCCGGCACCCAGAUGGCAAAAGAAAAUGGAAAGUUCCAAUGCGUCGAUGUUGAGUUCGAGCAUGAACAUAAAUUCAUCUAAAUUGUCCAUGUCGUACAAUAACAGCUAUACGACAAUGGCUGCACUUUCCGGAAAGACUCCGCAAAAAUCGGGAAAGUCUCCAGGCCGAAAGACUACACCAAACGCGGCAAAAACACCGUCGGGAGGCGACCGCUUUAUUCCGAACCGAUCAACCACUAAUUUCGACCUUGGCCACUACAAGAUCAAAAUGGAGCAACUCAACAUCAACGACGAAAAUAGUUCGAAAGAGCAGACCAAUCAGAGUGAUCUACAGAAAAUGAUCACCGAGAAUCUACAGGGCGGUGACAUUAAGAGUCGCAAAAUAUUUUCUUUUCAAGACAAAGCUCCGGCUGCACCGGAAUUUCAUCAGAAUCCACUACGAGUCGUUUAUUCCGUAAAAACACCAAUGUCCACGAAAAGUGGCACACGUUUCAUUCCGUCCAGUCCGGAUCGCAUUUUGGAUGCGCCCGACAUCAUCAACGACUAUUACCUAAAUCUACUGGAUUGGAGCAAUGACAAUAUCGUUACUGUAGCCCUUGGCAACGUCGUCUACUUAUGGAAUGCAGGCAGCGGAAAUAUCGAGCAAUUGCGAACAUACGAAGAGAGAGAUCAUGCGUGUUCGUUGUCAUGGGCAAAGGAAGGUGGAGCAAUUUUGGCAAUCGGUGAUAAUGAAGGGAACGUCGAGCUGUGGGACUGCGAGGCUAAAAAACGUCUCCGCGUUAUGAAUGGGCAUGAGGCUCGUGUCGGUGCGCUUGCAUGGAAUUCGUAUAUCGUUACGUCUGGUAGUCGAGACUCGAAUAUCAUCCAUCAUGAUGUGCGGCAACGUGAUCAUUGUGUCAGCACAUUAUCCGGUCAUACUGAAGAAGUAUGCGGAUUGAAGUGGUCACCAGACAAUAAAUAUUUGGCCAGCGGUGGCAACGACAAUUUGGUCAACAUCUGGCCGUCCACAACAAGUUCGAAUAGUCCAAUCGAACCGGUGAAAGUGCUGAAUCAGCAUCAAGCAGCUGUCCGGGCGUUGGCCUGGUGCCCAUGGCAACCGAACUUAUUGGCAACUGGUGGCGGAACAGCCGAUCGUUGCAUUAAAUUUUGGAAUGUCAACAACGGAACGGUGGUCAAUUCGGUCGAUUCAAAGUCACAGGUGUGUGCGUUGCUGUGGUCCAAGAACUACAAGGAAUUGAUAUCGGCGCAUGGAUACGCGAACAAUCAAUUGACAAUUUGGAAGUAUCCGUCGAUGGUCAAACAGGCCGAACUGACUGGACACACGUCACGCGUUUUACAGAUAGCCAUGUCACCGGAUGGAAGUACCGUAAUAAGUGCGGCUGCCGACGAAACUCUUCGUUUGUGGAACUGUUUCACUCCGGAUCCGAAUCAAGCAAAAAAGGAAAAGACCUCCACGUGGACCAAGACAACAGUUGGUCUGAGACAGGGAAUACGAUAGUGUGAGACUGAUCUGUCCUUUGAAUCAUUUUGACUGAAUUUUUAAAUUUAAUUCUCGUAUUUAAUUUGUAACAGUUUUAUGUUUGAAUCGCAUGAAUCGUGGAGUCUCACAAAAUAUUUUUGCCAUGUUUUUUUAAUUGCAAUUGAAUAAAUACAAACAUCGUUCAUCAUCA